This is a messenger RNA of Electrophorus electricus (electric eel), 2456 nucleotides long. RefSeq names its product syntaxin 10 (gene stx10). The record is from RefSeq and is a predicted model, not a curated record. Lineage: Eukaryota; Metazoa; Chordata; Actinopteri; Gymnotiformes; Gymnotidae. Gene Ontology annotation, cellular component: membrane. Gene Ontology annotation, biological process: Golgi vesicle transport.
CUUAUUGCUGGUGCUGACUUCAGACAAGCUCCUGAGGUAAAGGAGCCAACAUGUCGCUGGAGGAUCCGUUUUUCGUGGUAAAAGGGGAAGUGCAGAAGGCGUUGUCGCGGGCGCGCGGACUGUUUGGGCGCUGGGAAGAGCUGCUGCACGAGGAGACGCCGGUGAGCCGCGACGAGCUCGAGUGGAGCACUAAUGAACUCCGCAACUGCCUGCGAGCCAUUGACUGGGACCUGGAGGACCUCCAUGAAACCAUCAGCAUCGUGGAGUCCAACCCUGGAAAGUUCCGUCUCGGGGAGAAUGAACUGCAAGAGAGGCGUGAGUUUGUGGAGCAGACACGCACGGCUGUUCAGGAGAUGAAGGAACAGCUCUCCAGUCCUUCUGCCGUAGCACAGGCAGAGAAGAAAAACAGACAAGUGUUGAUGGGUGGGUCCACACAGACGCGAUAUGCAGGUUUGGAGCCACACCUAGUAUCAGCCAACUCCAGAUACCUCCAGGAGCAGCAGGAACAGCAGCAGCUCAUUGUGCAGGAUCAGGACGACCAGUUGGAGCUGGUGUCCGGAAGCAUCCGUGUGCUGAAGGAUAUGUCAAGUAGGAUCGGGGACGAACUUGACGAACAGUCCAUAAUGUUGGGAGAGUUCACUGAGGAGAUGGAGCAGACGGGGUCCAGAAUGGAUUCAGUGCUGAAGAAACUUGAAAAGGUUUCCCACAUGACCAGCAGUAGGAGGCAGUGGUGCGCAAUAGGAGCGCUCGUCGUCAUCCUGAUCGUGGUCCUCAUCCUUUUCUUCGCCCUGUGAGGAUGACUGCUCACGUCCGUCUGGCCUCCAGCAAUCCUGCCCUAACAGGCCCCGCCCCGCCCUGGGGGCGGUCUGAGACGAGAAAAGACCCUCCUCUUUCCAGCACUCCACCCACACAUCCACCCAGACUGUAGAAUUGAGGUCUUUAUCUGCUGGGACUCCUCCCCCUUCCAUUUUCUCCCCCUCCCCCGUCACGUAGGAUAUGGGUGCCGUGCAUAACCUACACUGGACUGCAUCACCUUAAGACCGAUGCGGCAAACAGUGGGUGGUUAUUAUUUUUUUUUAUAGUCAGACUUUUCAUUUUACUCCGGGACGCAUUUGGGUGGGGCGGCGUUGCCUUAUUACGUGUUUAUACAUGUGUGGUUCCCAGUGUAGCGAAGUGAUCAUGUAAAAUAGCUGCUUGAAAUAUCGUUAUGCAAAUGUCAACCCUCGUGCAGCGGCAGGGCAAAACUUUUGGUCGGCAAUGCUGGUUAGAGUCUGGGAGCCAGAGAAGGUCAGGAGGUCCGAUAGCGCGGUGGACGUUCCCGAGGAGAAUCGGGUCGUACAUUUCAGUCCCGUGACUCCACGGAGGUGGCUGGGGUCUUGUGGGAGUCUGCCAGUGCUUUCUGAGGUCUGCCCUGGUUGUUAUCUGUGAUCGUCUGCCUCGCUGUGGGGAUCACUGGGGCUUGAAUGGCCACUGUGAGAGUGUUUUAAAGAAGAGUCCUUUUGAACUUUUAUUACAAAAACUCCCAAAAAACAAAAACCGCUCGUUGAGUACUCACUGUAGCCCCUUCACGUCAGCAUUUGUAGAAGAGCUUACUGUUAUCUAUAGUCUGUGAUCACGUCCCAAUAAACAUGUGCAGCAGUGCUCGUCUAGGAUCAGUUUUCCGGACUACCGGACAUAUAAAUGGCAGUGGAACCUGAUCCCAGACCAGUACUGCUGCGCAUGCCGUCCUCCUGCAGCUGGCUGUACAACAGUUGCCAAAACCUAUUGCAGUUGAAUAGGUAGAGUGAUGAAGUCUUGAUGAGACGUGACUCGGGCUGUCCGGAGAGAUUUUGACAAAUUGUUUACUUUGGGGGUGGGGGUUGCAAAUGCUGCGAUUCAGUCAUUGGCAAAACUUUCACCUGGAGCAACUGAGAUCAGUCAGGAGCCACCAGCUCGUGAUAGCGAUUAACAACUGACACAGCAUGCAGCUGGAGUCCAGGGGGGAGAUCAGAUCCAUGUCAGACACUGAGAUCUGACCAAUCGCUCGCGUAAUCAGACACCUAAUGGAAGUGCAGAGCAGACACGAGCAUGGUGUUGGUUCUUCUGCUCUCCUCUGUGUAACUAACCUGGUUCAGCUCACAAAACGAUCCAGAAACGAGGCCCAGUCCUGCCACACACAGUCUACAGAGCUGAACUAAUGUGAUUUAUUUUGGCAUUUUAAGCAAAUGCAGACUCACGGUUCUAACAUGCGUUACUGUAUCGUUCAGCGGACUGCAGUAGAAAUGAUCUUUUUUAAAUCUGAUUUUUUUUAUGAGAAAUGAUCAGUACAACAACAAAAAAAAGUCUCCAGUUUUUAUAAAGGUAUGUAAUUCUCACAAUGUUUGCUAUUUUUACCUCUGAGGGACAAGCGUCCUGCUGGGAUUAACAUGGUUAUUGCUGAUGUUUUGGUCGAUAUGUCUAAUUCACUUAUAAUAAGG